This is a messenger RNA of Aureobasidium namibiae CBS 147.97, 1050 nucleotides long. RefSeq names its product zf-H2C2-domain-containing protein. The record is from RefSeq and is a predicted model, not a curated record. The transcript has a single exon. The annotation marks the transcript as partial. NCBI's taxonomy places the organism in Eukaryota, Fungi, Ascomycota, Dothideomycetes, Dothideales, Saccotheciaceae. Gene Ontology annotation, molecular function: acyltransferase activity, transferring groups other than amino-acyl groups.
AUGCCUGCAAUGCUGGAUGACCCUACGGCGCCCGCCAUCUACCGCACGUCUGGCGAUGCGCCGUAUCCCACUCCAUAUGCCCCGCUGCCUGCCAACAUCGUCCCUCGCCAGGUCACUCUGCGCGAUCGUUCAACCACGGCCACCCUCGUGCCUUUUUCUUCUCCCGACCAAGUCCCCAAGACACUGCUGCACUACCUAUGCGCUCUCCUCAACCGCGAGAUCGACAAGGGCGAUACAUACCCUAUGAUCAAUGAGCUUCCACUCGAGUCAUUCGGCCCUUACUGGUUCGCAAACUUUGGUGCUGUCAUGCUGCUGGGCAAUGUGACCAAUGUCGACCACGUCUGGCACAUGGAGAAGGAGGGCAUCGAUUGGUCCAAGCAAUGCUUGGGCAGCUUCUACAUCAAACCCAACUACCCUGGUCGCUCCAGCCAUGUAUGCAAUGGUGGCUUCCUGGUUAGUGACGUUGCGAGAAACAGAGGUGUAGGUCGCUUGAUGGGUGAGGGAUAUCUGGACUGGGCUCCACAGCUGGGAUACUCGUACUCGGUCUUCAACCUCGUCUAUGAGACCAACAUUGCCUCGGCCAGGAUCUGGGACGCUCUGGGCUUCAAGCGCAUUGGUCGCGUGCCUGGCUGCGGUAACCUCAAGUCCUCUGACCACCUCGUCGAUGCCAUCAUCUUCGGCCGCGAUCUCAACGGCGAAGCCGAGGACUAUCUGUCCGAAGAGCGCUUCGACAAGAUCCGCUACUACCUCAAGACAGGCAACUACCCCAAUGGCGCCGACCGCGCCGAAAAAAGCAGACUCCGCAGCGCAGGCGCCCACUACCGUCUCGUCUCCGACCCCAACGGCGGCGAAGAAAAACUCAUGCUCAAAGACAAGGAAGUCAUCAGUGACCCUCAGAAACAAUACGAGAUUGCGUUGAAAUCGCACGCUGCUACUCAUGCAGGUAUCAACAAGACUACUGCAUCGAUUGCGGAGCGCUACCAUUGGAUUCGCAUCAAGGAGACGGUGUCGCAAGCUAUCCGCAACUGUACGAACUGCAAGGAAACUGCU